This is a messenger RNA of Penicillium lagena, 663 nucleotides long. Its product is annotated as glutathione S-transferase family protein. NCBI's taxonomy places the organism in Eukaryota, Fungi, Ascomycota, Eurotiomycetes, Eurotiales, Aspergillaceae. The transcript is spliced from 5 exons. Bases 1 to 663 code for a protein of 220 amino acids. The record is from RefSeq and is a predicted model, not a curated record.
AUGGGUAUCAAGACUAACGUCACGCUUUACACCGGAUCAACACCAAAUGGGAUCAAAGUUCCGAUCUUGCUUGAGGAACUUGGGCUUGAGUAUAAGCUAUACCCUGUCCAAAUGAGGGCCAAUGAGCAAAAACAGCCUUGGUUCUUAGAGAUUAAUCCUAAUGGGCGGAUCCCCGCCAUCACGGAUAUAUGGACCGAUGGACAGCAGAUCCGUGUCUUUGAAAGCGGAGCCAUCCUCGAGUACAUUGUUGACCGGUACGACAAGGACCACAAGUUCUCUUAUCCAAAGGACUCUCGUGAUCAAUGGGAAGUUAAGAGUUGGCUCAUGUGGCAGAUGGGUGGCCUAGGGCCUAUGCAAGGACAGCUGGAGCAUUUUAAGAGAUAUGCAGCGGAGAAUAUUGAGUAUGGUAUCAACCGCUACCUUAAUGAGACUCGUCGCCUCUAUCGUACUAUGGAUACCCACCUGGCUAAGUCUCCUCAUGGGUUCCUCGUCGGUAACCGCCUCACCAUUGCUGACAUAGCUUGCUGGGGCUGGAUUUCUAAUUACGCUUUGGAUGGCGUCUAUCUCGAUGAGUUUCCUGAUCUGGAAAAGUGGCUGGACAAUCUCUCGAAACGCCCAGGCUUCGAGAAAGGCCGUCAGGUUCUGGCGCAGCACACUCUUUGA